GCACUUGGAUGGGGUCUUCUCUCCUGCCUCUCUGAACCGUGAGAAUGGAAAGCUUCAGCUCUUAAACAAGUUGGAGGAGUUUAUAACAUAUUUAAUCUCAUUCAUGAAUCGAACUUCCUUUUUAAGUCAUGGAUGACAAGGCUUCUGUUGGAAAAAUCAGUGUCUCUUCAGACUCGGUAUCCACUCUUAACAGUGAAGAUUUUGUCUUGGUUUCCAGGCAAGGGGAUGAAACACCAUCUACAAAUAAUGGUAGUGAUGAUGAAAAAACAGGACUGAAGAUUGUGGGGAAUGGAAGCGAACAGCAGCUGCAGAGGGAGCUUGAAGACGUGUUGAUGGACCCACUCAUGGAAGAUCAGUCAAGUGACCGGGACCAUGGAGAUGAAGUUAGAACUGAUGGAGAUGGGGACGAACCUGUUGUCCUGGAAGCUUCAGCAUCCUCUACCAUUAACCCAGUGUCGGUGGCAGGACUCCAGAAACCAGAAAUGAGUUUGCCAGUGAAACCAUCCCAGGGAGACUGUGAGGAUUUGAGCCCUUUUACACCUAUGACAGAUGAGGACAGCGUGGUUUUCAGCAAGCUCACCUACUUAGGCUGUGCCUCUGUGAAUGCUCCCCGAAGUGAAGUGGAAGCCCUCAGAAUGAUGUCCAUCUUACGAAGCCAGUGCCAAAUUUCUCUAGAUGUGACCCUGUCAGUGCCUAAUGUCUCUGAAGGAACAGUGAGACUUUUAGAUCCUCAGACAAACACAGAAAUAGCAAAUUAUCCAAUCUAUAAAAUCCUUUUCUGUGUACGAGGGCAUGAUGGGACCCCUGAAAGUGAUUGCUUUGCUUUCACUGAAAGCCACUACAAUGCAGAACUCUUCAGGAUCCAUGUCUUCAGAUGUGAAAUCCAAGAGGCUGUGAGCCGAAUACUGUACAGCUUUGCCACUGCCUUCCGUCGCUCCGCCAAACAAACGCCGCUCUCAGCCAUUGCCACCCCCCAGACUCCAGACAGUGAUAUUUUCACCUUCUCCGUGUCACUGGAAAUCAAAGAAGAUGAUGGGAAAGGUUAUUUCAGUGCGGUUCCCAAAGACAAGGACAGGCAAUGCUUUAAACUCCGCCAAGGAAUCGAUAAGAAGAUAGUGAUUUACGUCCAACAGACCACUAAUAAAGAACUUGCUAUUGAGAGAUGUUUUGGCCUCCUCCUCAGCCGUGGGAAGGAUGUUCGGAGCGGCGACAUGCACCUUUUAGAUUUGGAGUCCAUGGGUAAAAGUUCUGAUGGGAAAUCAUACGUGAUCACUGGGAGCUGGAAUCAAAAAUCUCCACACUUCCAGUUUGUAAAUGAAGAAACACCAAAAGAUAAAGUACUGUUCAUGACUACUGCUGUGGAUUUGGUGAUAACAGAGGUUCAGGAACCUGUUCGCUUCAUUCUGGAGACUAAAGUCAGAGUUUGUUCACCUAAUGAGAGAUUGUUCUGGCCCUUCAGCAAACGUAGCUCUACUGAAAAUUUCUUCCUCAAACUUAAACAGAUAAAGCAAAAGGACAGAAAGAAUAACUCGGACACGCUGUAUGAAGUUGUGUGUUUAGAAAGUGAAUCAGAAAGGGAGAGGAGAAAAACUACAGCCAGCCCCUCUCUCCGUCUGCCCCAGUCUGGGUCACAGGGCUCCAUGAUUCCUUCUCCUCCGGAGGAUGAUGAAGAGGAAGACAAUGAUGAACCACUCUUAAGUGGUUCUGGAGAUGUUUCCAAAGAGUGUGCAGAAAAAAUCCUUGAGACGUGGGGAGAGCUGCUGUCCAAAUGGCACCUCAAUUUGAGCGUGAGGCCAAAGACGUUGUCAGCAUUGGUGAGAAGUGGUGUCCCUGAGGCCCUGAGAGGUGAAGUGUGGCAGUUGCUGGCAGGGUGUCAUAACAACGAUCACCUGGUGGAGAAGUACCGAAUUCUCAUCACAAAGGAGUCUCCACAAGACAGUGCUAUCACCAGAGACAUCAAUCGGACGUUCCCUGCUCAUGACUAUUUUAAAGACACUGGGGGAGAUGGCCAGGACUCCCUGUACAAAAUAUGCAAGGCCUACUCUGUCUAUGAUGAAGAGAUUGGCUACUGUCAAGGCCAGUCAUUUCUUGCUGCUGUGCUGCUUUUACACAUGCCUGAGGAGCAAGCUUUCAGUGUUCUGGUCAAAAUCAUGUUUGAUUAUGGACUCAGGGAACUUUUCAAACAAAACUUUGAAGACUUGCACUGCAAGUUCUAUCAGCUGGAGCGCCUCAUGCAGGAAUACAUUCCUGAUCUGUAUAACCACUUUCUGGACAUUAGCCUUGAAGCACACAUGUAUGCUUCCCAGUGGUUCCUUACCCUCUUCACUGCAAAAUUCCCUCUCUACAUGGUCUUCCAUAUUAUUGACUUACUCUUAUGUGAGGGAAUAAGUGUUAUCUUUAACGUUGCACUGGGAUUAUUAAAAACUACCAAGGAUGAUUUGUUACUGACUGACUUUGAAGGGGCUUUAAAAUUCUUUCGUGUGCAGCUGCCCAAGAGAUAUCGUUCAGAAGAGAAUGCAAAGAAGCUGAUGGAAUUAGCAUGUAAUAUGAAGAUUAGCCAGAAGAAACUGAAGAAAUAUGAGAAGGAAUAUCAUACCAUGAGAGAGCAGCAAGCUCAACAGGAGGAUCCUAUAGAAAGAUUUGAGCGUGAGAACCGGCGCCUACAAGAAGCAAACAUGAGGCUUGAGCAAGAAAAUGAUGAUCUUGCCCAUGAGCUGGUGACCAGCAAGAUUGCGCUGCGAAAAGAUUUAGACAAUGCGGAGGAAAAGGCAGAUGCUCUGAAUAAGGAACUGCUAAUGACCAAACAGAAGCUGAUUGAUGCUGAGGAAGAAAAGAGGCGCCUGGAAGAAGAAUCAGCUCAGCUGAAGGAAAUGUGUCGUAGGGAACUCGAUAAGGCAGAGUCAGAGAUCAAAAAGAACAGCUCUAUCAUUGGUGACUACAAACAGAUUUGUUCCCAGCUGAGUGAACGACUGGAAAAGCAGCAAACAGCAAAUAAAGCUGAAAUUGAGAAAAUACGGCAAAAGGUGGAUGACUGCGAGCACUGCCGUGAGUUCUUCAACAAGGAAGGCCGGGUGAAGGUUGCCAGUUCUGCCAAGGACGGUUCAGACGAGGACACAGACGAGGAGAAGGAAACACUGAAAAACCAGCUGAGGGAAAUGGAGCUUGAGCUGGCCCAGACCAAGUUGCAGCUUGUGGAGGCGGAAUGUAAAAUACAGGAUUUGGAGCACCAUUUGGGUCUGGCAUUGAAUGAAGUGCAAGCUGCAAAGAAAACAUGGUUCAACAGAACAAUAAGCUCUAUAAAAACAGUGACUGGAGUCCAAGGAAAAGAGACUUGUUGAAAAGCAGUUCUGUCAAACACACCUUCUUAACACAACACCUUUUGUUGCCUUCCUUGGCCAGAUAUUUAAUUCUGUGACAUGAGAGGACCAGAAUGUAAAUAAAAUACAAACACAUCAUGUCGGGA
Molecule: messenger RNA, 3463 nt
Organism: Melopsittacus undulatus (budgerigar)
Lineage: Eukaryota; Metazoa; Chordata; Aves; Psittaciformes; Psittaculidae
Gene: RABGAP1
Product: RAB GTPase activating protein 1
Exons: 26
Coding region: 129-3338 (1069 amino acids)
Source: RefSeq, a predicted model, not a curated record